CGUCAGGCGCUCAGCAACUUGCUGUGCGAAGUUCGAGUUUUCUGUGAUCAGUGCUCGGGGCCGAUGCCCAUCGUGGAUUGGGAGUCGGAGUUGACCGCGGCGGCCACCUCAUAUGAUGGCGAGGAGAUCUUCCCAGCUGAGCCGCUCGACAGAUUGAGGUUGCUGGAAGCGCUGCCGCCGAUCGAUGCCUGCGCAGCGGUCAGAGCCGUAUACUUCGCCGAGGGCUGGAUCCAGGCGGCGCUGUCUGACCCCAGGCUCAUCCUGAAGAACGUGGAGGAGAUUGGAGACCUGCCUCCGACGCCCAAGGUGUGGGCUCUUGCUUCAGAGUGGGAGCUGAUCGCGGGCGACCUCGUCACGCGUGGCAUCCUGAAGCCUAUUGAGUACGACGAGAUUGUGGAGGUUAUAGGCCGGAAAUUCAUGGGCGGCAUGUUCGGCGCGAAGAAGGGCUCCCACGUGAAGGGCGUCCUGCUCUGGAGCGCAGAGGGCCUGAAGUGUUGCUUCUACGUGUACAGCCCGUGCGACGCCUGGCUGAAGUACAUGGCCAUCUCCAAGCCAGUGCGGCGCGCAGUUGUCCGUCUCCCUGGCGAGGGACUGGCAUAUCUGUGGCGCCUAUGGGCUGGAUCUCGGCGACCGGAGUCAUUCAGCGCAUCCAUCGCCGUCUGCUUCGAUCGUGGACAGCUGGCUGCUUGCGAGGAGCCUCGCAAGGGUGCUCCCAUGCCUCCUGCGCGUCGGGGUUCCCUUGGCGGCGGAGCUGUGGCCCCGGUUCGGGGUCAGGUUGGCGAAACCUACGACGACGGCAAGCCCGAGAUCUACAUCGGCCGCGGCUCGUCGAAGCUGAACCUGAAGGCGCCCGCCUGGGGCAGCCCGCGCCGCAUGAGCGAGGGCUGGCCACGUCAAGAGGUGGUCACCUUGUUCGAGCGAUACCUGCGCGAGAACCUUCAGUUUCUGAGGGAUUUGGUAUCUCUGAGCGGCGGCCGCCUUCUUUGCCACUGCGAGGGUUCGCAGGCUUGCCACGGCGACGUGCUGAUCAAGGCGUGGAAGGACAGAUUCGGCUCGAAGUCGGUGCGGCGCGCGUGGCAGGUCUACAUCGACAACCUUGACGUGCUCGAGAUCACCGACUGGUGGCGGGCGAACCAGCUCCAGGAGGAGGGCGUGAGCGAGCUGGCCCAGGUGGCGAGAGAGAGGUGCAGGAGCUUUGGGGCGCCUCGGAGUGAGAGCAAGGCCGUCAUCAGGGAGAUGAAGUCGCAGUCUUUGGGGGAGGCGAUCGACGGGGCUCAGGGCGCCAUCGGGCCCCCCGCCCAGUUCGCGCAGCGUUUGGUCUCUCUCACCAUCGAGACGCUCAAGAGAAGGUCCGUCGCGCAGAAGUGGAUGCAGAUCUUGGCGGGCCGCUGGGUGCGUUGCCUACUCUUCAGGAGGGAAGCGAUGAUGUGCUUCGCCGAGCUGUGGCGGUUCCUAGUCCGCAUCAAGGGCCAGGCUCCUCUGCCUGCCAAGGUCCGCGAGGAGCUCAUCGCGGCGCUUGCGCUGCUGCCGCUGCUGCGCUGCGACCUGCGCGUGCCCAUCCGCGGCCUGGUGACGGUGUCGGACGCCGGCGUGCAGAGGGGCGCAGUCUGCCGCUCCGUUCUUCUUCGGCGAGAUGGAGUCGCAGCGGCGCGAGCGGCGAGCAGGAGGCUCGUUACGGACUUCCGCGACGAGGUGGUGCUGGUGUCCUUCUUCGCUGGGGUAGGGGGAGCUCGCAGGGCCUUGGGCCCCUUGGGUCUCGCCCCGGCGUUGUUCGUGUCUGCGGAGAUCGAUGCCGAGGCGAGGCGGGUGACCAAGUACGCGUGGCCCGAGGUGCUGGAGGUUGGCGACGCGCAGUCCUUCGGGCACGCUGAGGCGAUGACGAUCAGGGUGAGGCGUUCUAAGCUGUUCUUUGAGAUCACAUGCGUUCGCCUGCUCUUGGAGGAAGUGCUGGGCGAGUUCUACCGACUCUUGACCUUGGUCGAGAACGUGGCCUCGAUGGACGCCGAGCCGCGCAACGUUAUGAGCGAGCACCUCGGUUACAAGCCAGUUCGUGUCGAAGCUGGCUGCAUCGCGCACUGCUAUCGCGACCGCCUAUACUGGAUCGACGAGAACCUGCUGUGCGAGUGGCAGGGUGGCUUCUCCUUCUCCGACGGCGUCAAGAUGAUCCAUGUGCCUGGGGGUCCUGGGCCGGUGAGGCGCUGGCUGAGCCAGGCGACUCGUUGCUCCCUGUUGGGCAACGGCUUCCAGUGCUUGGUGGUGGCGUGGAUCCUGUCGCACUGGGCGGUGAAGUUUGGGUACCUGGACACCGUUCCCUCGGUGGUUGAGAUGCGCGACUUGGGUGGGGGCGCCACGAUCGAGGAUGCCAGCGUCGCCCUCAACGCCGUCGGGCACGAUGAGGGCGUGCCCAUCAGGCAGCACAACCUGGAGGAGCCGGACGCAGCGCUGGACCCGAGCAUCGUGAUCGUGGAGGAGUUGGCGCGUCGGGCUGAGGCUCGUGGCAGCGACAUCAGGUUGGACACCUUCGAAGCGAUGCGGCCAGAUCUGCGGCCCAGGAGGCCGAUCAGCGUGGCCCGCUGGGCCUGGCGCGCCACCGCCAUCUGGGAGUGGAAAAGACCCUCGCACAUCACGGAUCUCGAGGUCCGCGCGGCCGCCAGAUGCCAGUGCGUAGACCUCGGCGCGUGCGAGCGGCAGCAGAUCAGGCCAUGCGUUGACACCUUCGAGCUGCA
This is a messenger RNA of Prorocentrum cordatum, 2726 nucleotides long. The record is from the annotation of a GenBank genome assembly. NCBI's taxonomy places the organism in Eukaryota, Dinophyceae, Prorocentrales, Prorocentraceae.